Tachysurus fulvidraco (yellow catfish) is the source of this 1582-nucleotide messenger RNA. RefSeq lists its product as uncharacterized. Gene Ontology annotation, molecular function: N4-(beta-N-acetylglucosaminyl)-L-asparaginase activity. The transcript is spliced from 10 exons. Gene Ontology annotation, biological process: protein deglycosylation. The record is from RefSeq and is a predicted model, not a curated record. The coding region runs from base 348 to 1208 and encodes 286 amino acids. Lineage: Eukaryota; Metazoa; Chordata; Actinopteri; Siluriformes; Bagridae.
AACAAUGGCCAAGUUUUUAACUCGUUCAACAUCGAAGGCAAGGAUGAAUAGCAAACAAUAAAAUUAUUGAUUAACGUUUAGUACAUUUUCAGCAAUAGUCAAAGGUUUUGUUUAUUUUAUAUAUUUUUUUUAAAAAUAUAGUGAAGUUAUAAAAGUCUAUGCUUAUUACUCUUUUUUCAUGUAGAUGACCUUUUGAUGGUUUUGGUGCAUAUUCACGAACAGAAACAAAAAAAUCACACCAGCAGGCUGUUUUCAAUCUCUUUACUCGGGUGUUGAGAGCUAAUUCAGUCAACACUGAAUAUUACAAGCUAUACCUUGGUGUCAGUGCUCUGAAUAAGUCAUACAGCAUGGCUGCUGUGGGCACUUGGUCCUUCUCUCUCCCUGCUGUAGAAAGAAUGCGGUGCAUGAUUCUAGCAGGACAAAGUUCCACUGAUGUUGUUGAGAACGCAAUUGCAGAAGUUGAGAAUGAUGUGCAGACCGGUCGUUAUAUAGUUGGAAGAGGAGGCUUCCCCAAUAGCAAGGGAAUAGUUGAAUGUGAUGCAGCAAUAAUGGAAGGCGUGCCUGGGAGAUUUGGGGCAGUAGCUGCAUUGUGCGGUGUAGGAGAGCCAUGUCGGGUUGCACGCAAAGUAAUGGAGAGAAGUCCUCACAGCUUUUUAGUUGGUGAAGGAGCUGAAGCUUUUGCACGGGAACACGGUUUUACCAUUGAGCCCAAUAAAGACAUGCUCUCCACUCAUACAGCCACUGCAUAUCAGGAAUUUCUUGAAAAGGGGAAACAAGUAAGAGGUCAUGAUACUAUUAGUCUCAUCGCUUUGGAUCUCACAGGAAACAUAACUGUUGGUGUAUCUACAUCAGGAAAACCCUUUAAGGCUCCAGGGAGAGUAGGGGACUCUCCACUUCCUGGCUGUGGACUAUAUGCCGACCACACAGUAGGUGCUGCAGCGGCAACAGGUGAUGGAGACAAAAUCAUGUGCUACUGUCCUAGCUUUCAAAUUGUACAGUUGAUGAGACAGGGUUUGUCUCCUAAAGAAGCCUGCUGUUCUGUCCUGACCGAUAUAAAGAAAAGAACUGUAGAAGAAAAAUGCUUUGAGAUUGGGCUUAUUGCCUUAAACCUGAAGGGAGAAGUUGGUGCAGCCUCCUCAGUGGAAUUCCCAUAUACUUUCUGGAACCAGGGAAUGGAUUCAGUGGAAAAACAUGUCCUUUCUUAUUAAAUUUCCUCUUCAUUCUUAACAAGUAUACAAUGUUAAGAGAGAAAAAUCUUGUAUUGCAUUAUGAUUUGUACAGCAUGUACCUUAUGAAUUACAUCACAAUAAUCUGUAUCUGAAAGAUCUUUAUUGCCAAGUAUGUAAGGAAUUUGUGUUAGUCUCAUACACUUCCAGUACACAGAGACAACAAGAUGAGAUUACAAAAAAGAAAAAAAUCACACACACACACACACACACACAUAUAUAUGGCACCCUGUUUAGUUUUUAUCUGUUUAUAACUGUUAUAAUUACAGCUGGAUAAUCAUCAGAAACAAUGAUAUUAUUAUAUGAAUGUUGAAAUGUCUUACUGUACUGAAUAAUCAGAUUGAGGAUAAACCUAA